Molecule: messenger RNA, 1425 nt
Organism: Thamnophis elegans (Western terrestrial garter snake)
Lineage: Eukaryota; Metazoa; Chordata; Lepidosauria; Squamata; Natricidae
Gene: CCDC27
Product: coiled-coil domain containing 27
Exons: 6
Coding region: 253-1083 (276 amino acids)
Source: RefSeq, a predicted model, not a curated record
AGAUCCGGAGAAGAAGCGUGUGGACGGGAUUGGAAUACAGGCUGGUCCUCGGCUUACGACCACGGCGGGGCCCAACGUUUACCGAAUGGGCACUGAGCGAAGUGCUGUAAGUCGAGGGCAGCCCCUAGAGAGAAUCCCGACUCAUCUAUGGGAAGUCCUUGAGUUAGGACGGAGCCCCAAGCGUCAAGCGUUAAGUGGUUCUGGCUUCCCCCUUGAGUUGACUUGACUUGACUUGACUUGACGUAGAGCCUGAUGGAAAUAGAGGAAGAGAUGCUCUCCAGCAGCGAAUCCAAAGUGAAGGAAGGCGACUCGAGCGAUCAGGAGGAAUCGGAGAACACUUUGAUCAUCUACAAGCUGCUGGAGUUCCAGAAGGUGAACGAGAUCCUCUACGAAGAGCUGCAGAAAGCGCGGAACGACUACGAGCUGGCCUCAGGCGCGAUUUCAUCCCUGCAAAGAGAAUUGUCCUUCGGGGAAUCCCAACUCCGGAACGCUGAAGUGGAGAAGGAAUCUUUGCAGAAGGAGCUCCGGGAACGAGGCGAGCAGCUGGAGGCCAUGUCCAAUAAGUUUUCCAACUUGCGGGAGGAGAGGAAACACGAAGAAAUGAUGGGCACCAUCGAGAGAGAUAAUUGCAGGCUUCAACAGGAGGUGACCCAGCUGGAAGUCCACCUGGCGGACAGAGACCAGGCCAUCCACACUUUGCAAAUCACCGUCCAGCAGCUCCAGUCCGAGUUACUGGUCAACCAGCAUCAUACCAGGAAGCAGCUGAGCAGCCAGAAUGACCUCCAGAAGCAGCUGGACAUUUUGCAACGGGCGGAACAGCAGACCAGAGUCACCCUGGAGAGUGUCAGCGCCCGGUUUGAAAGGUUCCGCAGCAAAAUUAUACAAGCCGCUUACAGCACGCCCGGCACCAAAUCCCCGCAGGCAGAAAUCACCGACGAGGAGAUUUUAGAGGCCUUGCAGAAAAUCAUAACGGACCGUCUGGACUUCCAUCAGAUGCUGAAGCAGAAAGGGGUGAAGGUGCCAUCGCUCAGCUCCGAGCCUGCCCCGCCGCCCACUCAUAAGAAAAAAGCCGGAGGGAAAUAAUAAAUCCCUCCCCCCCCUUUUUUUUAACCCAACCCCCCAAAAAUAACAUCUGUCGAAUUUCUUAUUCUGUUCCUUUUCCUGUCUCCAAUUAAACGAUGGCACUCAUGGGCUUCCCCCCCCCCACCGCUUUUCUUCUGCGUUAGUAUGAUUGUUAAUUGUAAUUCGUACGAUGAGUAGCAGAAGCGUUAGUAGUACCGCUUCGUAAAGCCUUAGUAAGGCCGCAUCCCAGUUUUGGGUCCCCAUGUUGCAAGAAUGUUUAUCCCCCUGUUUGUACCCCCUUCCCUGAUUGAAUUGUGAGCCGCCCUGAAUCCCCUUCGGGGAAAAGGGCAGCAUAUAAAUGUA